AUUCAACUGAAGUUUCCUUCGUUCUCUAACUCCAGUAAGGGACAAACAGUCAUGGGGGACGCUGAGAUGUCGGUGUUCGGGGCUGCAGCUCCUUACCUGCGGAAGUCUGACAGGGAACGCCUGGAAGCUCAGACUCGUCCAUUCGACAUGAAGAAGGAAUGUUUUGUGCCAGAUCCGGAAAAGGAGUUUGUUAAGGCCAGCGUCACAAGCCGAGAAGGGGACAAAGUCACCGUUCAGACUGAAACUGGAAAGACUCUGACGUUUAAGGACAGUCAGAUUCUGCAACAGAAUCCUCCCAAGUUCGAUAAGAUUGAGGACAUGGCCAUGCUGACCUUCCUCCACGAGCCAGCUGUGCUGUUCAACCUGAAGGAGCGCUACGCUGCCUGGAUGAUCUACACGUACUCCGGGCUGUUCUGUGUGACUGUCAACCCCUACAAGUGGUUGCCAGUGUACAAUCAGGAGGUGGUGAUUGCCUACAGGGGCAAGAAGAGGAGUGAAGCUCCUCCUCACAUCUUCUCCAUCUCUGAUAAUGCCUAUCAGUACAUGCUAGCAGAUCGUGAAAACCAGUCAAUCCUGAUCACCGGAGAAUCCGGAGCUGGAAAGACGGUGAACACCAAGAGGGUUAUUCAGUACUUUGCCAGCAUUGCAGCCAGCGGCUCCAAAAAGGAAGCUAUUAAUCAAAACAAGGGAACUCUGGAGGAUCAGAUCAUUCAGGCCAAUCCAGCGCUUGAGGCGUUUGGAAAUGCCAAGACCAUCAGAAAUGAUAACUCAUCCAGAUUUGGUAAAUUCAUUAGAAUCCACUUCGAUACAAGAGGAAAACUGGCAUCGGCCGACAUUGAGACAUAUCUCCUGGAGAAAUCUCGUGUGACCUUUCAGCUUAAAGCUGAGAGAGAUUAUCACAUCUUCUAUCAGAUCUUAUCAAAUAAGAAACCUGAGAUACUUGAGAUGCUGCUGGUGACCCCAAACCCAUACGACUACUCCUUCAUCUCUCAGGGAGAGACAACUGUUCCUUCCAUCGAUGAUGCUGAAGAGCUGAUGGCCACAGAUAGCGCUUUUGAUGUUCUGGGCUUCACACAAGACGAGAAGAACUCUGUGUACAAGCUGACCGGAGCCAUCAUGCACUACGGAAACAUGAAGUUCAAGCAGAAGCAGCGCGAGGAGCAGGCCGAGGCUGACGGGACUGAAGACGCAGACAAAUCUGCAUAUCUGAUGGGCCUGAACUCUGCUGACCUCAUCAAAGGCUUGUGCCAUCCCCGAGUGAAAGUAGGAAACGAAUGGGUGACCAAAGGACAGAAUGUCCAGCAGGUGUACUACGCCGUGGGAGCACUGUCUAAGGCAGUGUAUGAGAAGAUGUUCCUCUGGAUGGUGGUGAGAAUCAACCAAUCUCUGGAGACCAAGCAGCCACGGCAGUACUUCAUUGGUGUGCUGGACAUCGCUGGCUUUGAGAUCUUUGAUUUCAACACCUUUGAGCAGCUCUGCAUUAACUUUACCAACGAGAAACUGCAACAGUUUUUCAACCAUCACAUGUUCGUUCUGGAACAAGAGGAGUACAAGAAGGAAGGCAUUGAGUGGGAGUUCAUCGACUUUGGGAUGGAUCUUCAGGCCUGUAUUGAUCUGAUCGAGAAGCCCAUGGGUAUCAUGUCCAUCCUCGAAGAGGAAUGCAUGUUCCCCAAAGCCACCGACGCCACCUUUAAAGCCAAGCUUUACGAUAAUCACCUGGGCAAAUCCAGCAACUUCCAGAAGCCCCGGAUCGUAAAGGGCAAAGCUGAGGCCCACUUUGCCCUGGUUCACUACGCCGGCACUGUGGACUACAAUAUCAACAACUGGCUGGUGAAGAACAAGGAUCCGCUCAAUGAAACUGUGGUCGGACUCUACCAGAAGUCUUCGCUGAAGCUGCUGUCGAACCUGUUCGCAAACUAUGCCAGUGCAGAUUCAGCUAUGGGUGAUGGCAAAAAGGAGAAGAAGAAGAAAGGUUCAUCCUUCCAGACCGUGUCUGCGCUUCACAGGGAAAAUCUCAACAAGCUGAUGACGAACCUGCGCUCCACCCAUCCUCACUUUGUGCGCUGCAUCAUCCCCAAUGAGACCAAGACUCCUGGUGCGAUGGACAACCCACUGGUCAUGCACCAGCUGCGCUGUAACGGUGUGCUGGAGGGCAUCCGGAUCUGCAGGAAGGGAUUCCCCAACAGGAUCCUGUAUGGAGACUUCAAACAGAGAUAUCGUAUCCUGAAUCCUUCAGCCAUCCCAGAGGGUCAGUUCAUCGACAGCAGGAAGGGAGCAGAGAAGCUGCUGGGCUCUCUGGAUAUCGAUAUCCAGCAGUACAGAUUUGGGCACACAAAGGUGUUUUUCAAAGCAGGUCUGCUGGGUCAGCUGGAGGAAAUGCGAGAUGAGCGCCUGUCGAAAAUCAUCACAGGAAUUCAAGCUCGUUCCCGAGGUCUUCUCUCAAGAAUUGAGUACCAGAAGAUGGUGGAACGCAGGGAUGCCUUGUUAGUGAUCCAGUGGAACGUGCGGGCCUUCAUGAGCGUGAAGAACUGGCCGUGGAUGAAGCUGUUUUUCAAGAUCAAGCCACUGUUGAGAUCAGCUGAGGCAGAGAAGGAAAUGGCCAACAUGAAAGAGGAGUUCCUGAAGCUCAAAGAGGCUUAUGCAAAGUCUGAAGCCCGUAGGAAAGAGCUUGAGGAGAAAAUGGUCUCUCUUCUCCAAGAGAAGAAUGACCUCCAGCUUCAAGUUCAGGCGGAGCAGGACAAUCUCUGUGAUGCCGAGGAACGCUGUGAGGGGCUGAUCAAGAACAAGAUCCAGAUGGAGGCCAAAACUAAAGAGCUGACGGAGAGACUUGAGGACGAGGAGGAGAUCAAUGCCGAGCUGACGGCUAAAAAGAGGAAGCUGGAGGACGAGUGCUCUGAGCUGAAGAAAGACAUCGAUGAUCUUGAGUUGACUUUGGCUAAAGUGGAGAAGGAGAAACACGCUACGGAGAACAAGGUGAAGAACCUGACUGAAGAAAUGGCUGCACUGGACGAAAUCAUAGCCAAGCUGACCAAGGAGAAGAAAGCCCUGCAGGAAGCUCAUCAGCAAGCCUUAGACGACCUGCAGAGUGAGGAGGACAAAGUCAACACCCUCACCAAAGCCAAGGUCAAACUGGAGCAGCAAGUGGACGAUUUGGAGGGAUCUCUGGAGCAGGAGAAGAAGGUUCGCAUGGAUCUUGAAAGAGCAAAGCGAAAGUUGGAGGGGGACCUAAAGCUGACCCAGGAAAGCAUAAUGGACCUGGAAAAUGACAAACAACAGCUUGAGGAACGUCUGAAGAAGAAAGACUUUGAGAUCUCGCAGCUCAACAGUAAAAUCGAGGACGAGCAGGCCAUGAUUGCUCAGCUCCAGAAGAAGCUGAAGGAGCUGCAGGCUCGGGUGGAGGAGCUGGAGGAGGAGCUGGAGGCAGAAAGAGCUGCGAGGGCUAAGGUGGAGAAGCAGAGGGCCGAUCUGGCGCGAGAGCUGGAGGAGAUCAGCGAGAGGCUGGAGGAGGCUGGGGGGGCCACGGCGGCUCAGAUCGAGAUGAACAAGAAGAGAGAGGCCGAGUUUCAAAAGCUGCGGCGGGAUCUGGAGGAGGCCACUCUGCAUCACGAGGCCACGGCCGCCGCCCUGAGGAAGAAGCAGGCGGACAGCGUGGCCGAGCUCGGAGAGCAGAUCGACAACCUGCAGAGGGUCAAACAGAAGCUGGAGAAGGAGAAGAGCGAGCUGAAGCUGGAGCUGGAUGAUGUGGUCUCCAGCAUGGAGCACAUUGUCAAAUCCAAGACUAACCUGGAGAAGAUGAGCAGGACUCUGGAGGACCAGAUGAAUGAAUACCGAAACAAAUGUGAAGAAAACCAACGAUCCCUGAAUGAUUUCUCCACCCAGAAAGCGAAGCUUCAGGCGGAGAAUGAUGAACUUUCGAGACAGUUAGAGGAAAAAGAAUCCCUGAUCUUCCAGCUCACACGAGGAAAACAGUCAUACAGCCAGCAGCUGGAGGACCUGAAACGGCAGCUGGAGGAGGAAGUGAAGGCGAAGAACGCUCUGGCUCAUGCCGUGCAGUCUGUUCGCCAUGACUCCGACCUGCUGCGGGAGCAGUACGAGGAGGAGCAGGAGGCUAAAGCUGAGCUGCAGCGUAGCCUCUCUAAAGCUAAUGCUGAAGUGGCUCAGUGGAGGACCAAGUACGAAACUGAUGCCAUCCAGAGAACGGAGGAGCUAGAAGAAGCCAAGAAGAAACUGGCUCAGCGUCUGCAGGAUGCAGAAGAGGCUGUGGAAGCAGUCAACGCUAAAUGUUCCUCUCUGGAGAAAACCAAACACAGGCUUCAGAACGAGAUUGAAGACCUGAUGGUGGACAUGGAGAGAUCUAACGCAGCCGCUGCAGCUCUGGACAAAAAACAAAGAAACUUUGAUAAGGUUUUGUCCGAGUGGAAGCAGAAAUAUGAGGAAUCUCAGUGUGAAUUAGAGAGCUCUCAGAAGGAAGCCAGAUCUCUGAGCACUGAACUCUUCAAGCUGAAGAACUCCUAUGAGGAAUCUCUGGAUCAUUUGGAGACACUGAAGAGGGAGAACAAGAUCCUCCAAGAGGAGAUAACGGACUUAACCGAGCAGCUGGGGGAAAGUGGGAAGACAGUUCACGAGCUUGAGAAGGUCAGAAAACAGCUGGAGCAAGAAAAGGCUGAAAUCCAAGCUGCCCUGGAGGAGGCAGAGGGAUCUUUAGAGCAUGAGGAGGGUAAAAUUCUCCGAGCGCAGCUGGAAUUCAACCAGAUAAAGGCGGAUAUUGAACGCAAGCUGACUGAGAAGGACGAGGAGAUGGAGCAGUCUAAGAGAAAUCUGUUGAGGACCAUCGACACCCUGCAGAGCUCUCUGGAGUCUGAGACUCGCAGCAGGAACGAGGCUCUGAGGGUAAAGAAGAAGAUGGAGGGAGAUCUGAAUGAGAUGGAGAUCCAGCUGAGUCAGGCUAACAGGCAGGCGGCCGAGGCCCAGAAGCAGCUCAAGAGUCUCCAUGCUAACCUGAAGGACUGCCAGCUUCAGCUGGAUGACUCUCAGCGAGCCAACGAUGAUCUGAAGGAGAACACCGCCAUCGUAGAGAGACGUAACGUCCUCCUGCAGGCGGAGUUGGAGGAGCUCAGAAAUGUUCUGGAGCAGACGGAGAGAGGACGCAAACUCGCAGAACAAGAACUGCUGGAUGUCAGCGAGAGAGUGCAGCUCCUGCAUUCCCAGAACACCAGCCUUCUGAACCAGAAGAAGAAACUGGAAGCAGACACCUGUCAGCUCCAGACUGAGGUGGAGGACGCCAUCCAGGAGUGCAGGAAUGCUGAGGAGAAAGCCAAAAAGGCCAUCACCGACGCAGCCAUGAUGGCUGAGGAGCUGAAGAAGGAGCAGGACACCAGUGCCCACCUGGAGCGCAUGAAGAAGAACAUGGAGCAAACCAUCAAAGACUUGCAGCACCGUCUGGACGAGGCGGAGCAGAUCGCCAUGAAGGGGGGCAAGAAACAAGUGCAGAAGCUGGAGGCCAGGGUGAGAGAGCUGGAGAGUGAAAUUGAAGCAGAGCAGAAGAGAAGCAGCGAAUCUGUGAAGGGAAUUCGUAAAUAUGAGCGUCGCAUUAAAGAGCUCACCUACCAGACUGAAGAGGACCGCAAGAACAUUGCCCGUCUCCAGGACCUGGUGGAUAAACUCCAGCUGAAGGUUAAAGCCUACAAGAGAGCUGCUGAAGAUGCUGAGGAGCAAGCCAGCGUUCAUCUGGGAAAAUUCCGGAAACUGCAGCACGAGCUGGAUGAAGCUUCGGAGAGGGCCGACAUCGCUGAGUCGCAGGUCAACAAAAUGCGAGCAAAGAGUCGUGAACCAGGCACCAAGAAAGGAUUUGAUGAAGAGUGAAGCUGAGGAUGUUCUCUCAGACCUGCAGUUUUUUGUCCGUAACUGUCUAAAUAAAGUCACUUCUGCAAAUUAA
Messenger RNA from Astyanax mexicanus (Mexican tetra), 5935 nucleotides. Its product is annotated as myosin-7. Gene Ontology annotation, cellular component: myosin complex. The transcript is spliced from 38 exons. Gene Ontology annotation, molecular function: cytoskeletal motor activity; actin filament binding; ATP binding. Lineage: Eukaryota; Metazoa; Chordata; Actinopteri; Characiformes; Acestrorhamphidae. Bases 52 to 5862 code for a protein of 1936 amino acids. The record is from RefSeq and is a predicted model, not a curated record.